GCAAGUCAACACUAUUCGUCCAUAACACACCCACUUCAUUUCUGCACUGUAUGAUCAAUGAGUCUCAAUGAGAUGUUGAGUGACCACCUUUGAAAUCAAUGCAAACUGUGCUGCGGGAACUGACACGAAAUAGCGUGCACUUCUGGCAGAAAGUGGCUCCGUUCGCAUAAGGAGAGCCACGGAUCACGUCGUUAGGAGAACAGUGAGAGAUUUUCUGCUGCACUACGUCCAGAGACGUCUGCUGCUUGACGUCAGGAGAAGUCUGAGCGCACAGAGCACAGCAACCACAUCGCUCCCAGCGGGAAGGAGAACACAUCACAGCCACACGUCGUCCUUCAGGUACGUUUUUUUAUUAUCUUUCUAUCCCCCUCACUCUAAUGCAUGAUCAAUCUUCUGUUUUUGGUGAUCAAACUUGUGCAGAGCGGGCUCAGGGUCGCAUGUCUGCAGCCUCCCCGCUUUCAACCCCCAAAGAUGCUGCCAUCCCUUUUGACUGUCGUACCCUUGAGCGCUGCAGCACGGCUCGCACACCCACACUGCCUUCACCCCCUUCUCCUUUCUGUAGCCUUUCUCUAUUUGCAUGAUCACCAACACGAAAAUCGAACUCAGAGUUGCAGACAUAUCGCAACAACAAUUCUUAAAUCACACUCAGCCUCCUGCUUGUCAUUCACGCCCUGCAGCUUUCAUGCAGGGCAGAGCUGCAAAGGUUUCUCACAGGAAUUGCUUCAGUUCCCUUUAGUUACAGCUGUUUUACUGGUAGAUUUUGUCCUCUAUUUAAUUAAAAAAUCUAAUUGUUAAAAGCCUCAUAUGUUAAAUAUGGAACAGGUCUCUCAGCUGGUUUCUGCAUCUACUAACCAUGCAUAUGUUUCAUGAGAUGGUUUUAUACAUGCUGCACUGUUUGCUCUUCUUUAAAGCUGUUAUUCGUUUCUAUUUAUUAUUUCCUGAAUGGUUAAGGAGAGAGGCCCGGGUGUUGUAGUUGUGGCUGUGACAGCGGUCAUGUUUUCUGUAAUUGUGCGAGUGUAUUUUUAACUAAAUGAUGGCUGUGGUCAUGACUAAAAAAGAAGUUUGUGCUCUAUUUGACAAGAUAGAUCGUAAACCUGUCUGAUGAAAAUAAGCAGCGUGCAAGAGCAAAUGUUUCGUUUUGAGAACAGACUGCAGCUUCAGUUUAUGCGUUACCUAUCAGUCCUCUUUCAUAUAAAAACUCAAGCGCCUACUUCUCCCUCUGUCCAAUCGAACUUCAUGGUCUUAAAAAUGCAAGCAAGAGCUGCAUGGCAGAACACUUCAUAAGAGAAGAAAAUCAAUGGUUAAUUUAAUAGCUGAAGGUUUUAUGUAACAAUCACAUCAGUCAGCCAAACUGUAAUGGACAUAUUGAGCUAUUACUGAGGCAGAAUCCCACUCUCAGUCAUUUAAUUAAUUGCAUCAAGCCUAGCAUGAGUGCACAUUAACUGUUGUGUAAUAUUUCAAGUCUAGUCUUAUCUAUUGUUUCCCUCGCUGUGCUGGAAUGAUGCUCUUUCUUUGAGAGAGCAUCAGAAAGUAGUUAAACCCCCUCCUAUAACCCAGCGCAGAACCACAUAUUUGCAUUAAAGGCCAAUGAUCCCAUUGAUUUUUGAGUAAAUUAAGUACAUUUCCUCUGAUUGAAGAUCUUCAGUUAAUCACAAAGUGCAGCAGGUCUAGGCUUGUUUCGGGAGUCUCUAUUAAUUCUGCUCUUUUCGCCCUGCAGCUGUAGUGUGGCAAAUCCGAUCUGCAUUGUAGGAUGCCUCUUGGAGAGGAUGGAAACGGGUGGAAAAAGAAGACAUCAGACAUCAAAGAACAUUAUGACUUCAAAGAAGUGCUGGGGACGUAAGUUGCACUCAGAAAUGGCUUUUUAAAGUUAAAAUUACCUGAGGGGGUAAAGUGGGGCAACUGCACCAGAGGUCAAAGUUCCUCAAGAGUCCUGAACAGUAUACAGGGCUUGACACUAACUUUUUUCACAUGGAGCAAAUGUGCUCAGAAGUUGAAAAAGUAAGGAGCACACAAAGAACUUUAGGGGCACAAUGAAAAUUGAUCAAAUAAUGUGUGUCUUAUUGGUUGACAUAUGUACUAAUAUUUGAAAUCAAUUUUAGGUCUUUUGGUCACGUGACAUGGAAGCUAUUGAAGGAAAUGUUCAAAAUUUGCCUUUAAAUUUAACACAAAAGUUUUUAGAGGACAAAUUAGGGAAAUAAAGAGGUGUGUCUUAUUGUCUGACCUUUGUAUGAUUAUUUGAAAUCAAUUUUAGGUCAGUUGGUCUCAUGACAUGGAAGCUAUUGAAGGAAAACAGCCUUUUUUUGAGAACAUCAACCGGUAAUUUAUUGAUGGUCCCUUAUUCAACACCCAAUGUUGACAGCAAGGGUGAAGAGUAGAUUUAACCGCGCUGCUGUUGUUAUUCCUGGUUGUGGUGAGUGAGAAGACACCAGUAGAUCUGCAGUGAAUGUUCAUCGAUGUCCAACCUAAAACUAACUUCACUGCGGCGUUUACACGAAAACAUAUUUGUUGCCUUCCUUGCCUGACUUUUUUCAUGCAUACAUGUGCCCUUUAAUACAUUUAACAAUUCGCACACAUCUAUUUUUAGUUGCAAAUGCGAGUGAAACGGUUGCCCCUGGUAUAGCCUGACUGUGCAUAAAGUGACAAGGCAUCUUUUUCGUUUGAGUGCAAGGCCCUCUGAACUGCAAAAAAAGUGAAUGCAGGAACAUUUUGGUUUCAUUUUUGCCCCUUCUUGUUACUUCUCUUUGAUUCAUCUGUUAUGCUUGGAUGGCCUUGAAAUAGACUGUGUCUCAAAGCUCAUCUGCAUAAUAACUAUAAACCCAAAAAAGUAUGUUUUCAUUUGAAUUGCAUGAGCUUAGGGACACGAGACAAAAUCUCAUAAAGCCCCCUUGUGUGGCUUUGUAGAAACAUCAAUAAACUAGUUACAGAGUAAGGUUACGAAGGGUUUAAAAACUACUCAUCCUUUCCCCGUCUGUCCAUGCUUUCAUCGCUGCAGUAUUUGAGUCCGGACUCUCAAGAAACAUGAGUCACAUUUUGGAUGUGUCUGUCAUGUUUUUGACUCAUGUGUUUUAUUCUUGGCUUUUGUUGGAUGCUGACUCAACUAUAUCCCACUUGCCUUCGCAGUAUCCAAAAUGGAAUAUUUCCCCGGUCAAUGUGACCUCAUUGUUAGAAAUUCGAAAAAUCAGUUUAACUGGGUCACAGAUUUAUGUCUUCCGGUCAAAAGUGGACAGCAGAGUCGUAAAGAGAGACAGGCCUGUCAGCACCAGACCUGCAUUGUGUCUUCUUUUCAACAAGGUUGUGUUCUGUUUGCUCGUGCUUAAAAUGGUUUCUCAGUGGUUUUGGGGUUUGACUCGACUCAGCACUGUUGUCGCUUAAGUUGUUCUUCCUGCCCUGCUGUGUUAUAAAGAAAUGUGCAUUACGUUGUAUUCACAUGACUCAUAUAACAGCUAAAGUGAGUAGAAAGUGUAGCCUUCAUAUUUGUUUCAUGUGGAGGGUUAGCAGAGUCAUGAAUGGAUGCAAAGCUUUUUGCCGGUGCACAGACACUUGUUUUCAAGCUUUUGUUUCAUCCUGCCACUUUCUCUGAGACUAAAUUCAGUGCUCCUUUCUUACCGCCCACAAGUUACACAUUUACAAACAACACUGGGAAGCACAAUGAAACCUGUAAUUUUUGAACAUAAUACGUCUUUAACCAAAUGUGUCAGAAUCAGCUGCACAUUCUUCCACUCAUGAAAGAUUCAAGAGAUGUGAGAGUAAGUGGAGGCAGAGCAAGCUUAUGCUCAGGACUAAGGACAGAUUACAUAAGAUAGAUAGAUAGAAGCGUUAUUGUCUUUCAUGUCAACUACAAUAAAAUAUGGUCUGAGUGUACUUGUUCCUGCAGCUGUUGUCUCAGAUUUAUACAAAAACUGUUUCAAUCUCAAAUGUUGGAAACUGUUAAAUUCCCUUACAUUGCUCUUAUGCUGCGUUUGAGUUACCUCGGAAGUCAGAUUACUGAGCUGGAAGCAUUCCCCGCUCGGACUUCUGACUUCCGAGGUAACUAGAAUGCAGCAUUACAUCAACCAUGUUCGCUGUAUUUGAAACACCUUGCUUGUGCAAUGAGCGGCAAAAUUAAUCUUAAUCCAGAGUCAGGAUGUGCUAAACAGGGAUGUGUCCAUGAGUGGCAACAGUCCCCAUUGAAAUUUGACUGGAUUUUACAGGUGCUUCCAAAAACUACUCAACUUUGAUUGGGUAUUUCCCUUGUUUGAGGUGUGACUAGUAUCAAAAUCAACAAUUUGGAGUGACCUAGUUGUUUCUAUUGUAUUUUCUUUGGUACUUAAUAUUGUAGAGACAUACCUUAUACAUCUAAUCUAUGAGACUGUGCUGAGGAGAGAAUCAGUCCCUCAAAAACUGGAAGCAAACUCCUGUAUAGUGCCCAGCUGUUAAAAGUGAAUUGGCAAAAAGCGUAUUUUUGAUAGCUACUCAGAAUUCAUAGCAGUCAAGAGGUUUUAACCAAUUCGAAUCAAGUGUUUACACAGCCAGGUAAUGCAAAGUCUGAAGGUAAACACAUUCCAACUAAUAUUCCUGACUAACACUAUUUCAGACUCUAGGGGAAGCUGAGUAUGACUAAUGUUAGCAGAGUUAGCACCACCAGCCUUCAAUCCUCCUUGCAGGUUAACAUUCACAUGUCUGUGCUGGUUCUGCUCUGCUUAGGUCAAGUAGGAUUUGCCAGUGUGACCGCAUAAGAUGCUGCCUGUCAUCUGUGUUUGUUUACAUCCAGGUAGUAGAGCAUUAUAGAAUUCAGGGCCUGAGUUCAAAUAUGGAUGUUUUAAAAUAUGCUCUUUAUUACAAAGAGCUAAAAAAAAAAAAAAAAAAAGGAAGUCUGGUCACUCAGGGAAACUCAGCCUUGUCUUGAGAAGGAGGGAGACAGAAGACAGAAGGAGCUACUAUUGACAAGAAUCCCCAGUCUCCUAGUUAUAACCCAAGGUGUGGUGGUGGGGUACCCAAAGAAUUUAAUUACAGUAUAAAGAGGUGUAAAUAUUUCAGAAUUAUUCAUAUGCUAACACUGAAUAAGUUUGAUGGAUUAAAGGCUGAACAGCUGCUUGCCAAUUAGUGGGACUUCCUUAAAUGUCACGUUCAUUUGUGAUUUGAUUUAUCAUGUUUUUUGUAGUUUUUGCGAAGAUAAUUUUUCUGGUAUAAGUAACAUCUACUUCUGAUUUUCUAUCUGACACAGAUCUACAGUAUAUAUAGCGUUAUGGCAGUGGCUAUGCGCUUAUUUUUGGGCUGAUAAAAACUAAAAUAUCUGUCUGAAGAUUAGAAAUUCUGGCACCAAGCAAGACCGAGGGCGAUUGAUAAUGGAGCAUACUUCCUCAUCCAGAGGGGUAAAUGUUGCCAUGCAGUCGGUAAUGUUGAGGGCUGGUCUCACACUGACCUGUGACUACACUCUCCAGGGGGGGACAGGACUGAGUCCAGAUGGCUGGGCGGCACCCCUCCAACCACCCCCAAUCUGAGUACAAGUGACCUCGCUCAAGUCCACCUGUGAUGACAUGAGUGCGCCAUAUGGAGUGUGGUUGUUCCCUUUCUUCCCUAAAUCACACCUGCUUCCCCAGAGAGGCUGCCCAGAAUCAGAUUUUUAAUGACUGUGCUACUCUGGUUCCCAUCCAAAAAAGUGGAACAGCAGUGGGUAGAUGACUAGGCUGUCUGGUUCUGUUGAGUGCAAAAGAAGGACAUUGAAUAAGUCUCCACCAGCCGGUGUCUGUAUAUCUGAGGAUUCAUAUCUGCUGUGAAACCCUGAUAACUUCUGUUUUGAUUUUGCUAAGACUCACAGGAACUUAAAACAGCGAUUGUAAUUUGAAAUAUGAUAUUAAGGGUUAUGUAACAAGGAUUGACAGAGUGUAUUGCCAGGAUUGCAUGUUCCCAUAUUCUGGAGGAAAAAAAUAAAGGGGGAAAAUAAAUCUGUAGUAAUAUUCUUUCCCUCCUGUCACUAUAGCUGGACCUGGCAGAGGGCAGAAUUAAUGUGUUGACGGAAAGCUCCUUAUGCUGGGAGAGAAGAUUACAGAGGAGCUUUAUCCAGGAAUUCAGCGUGUGAAGUUAAUUGAUUAAUGUUGGAAUAUUAUAUUCAGAUCCAGCUAAUCCUCGCAGUUCUACUUCUGUUUGGAGUCCACUCCAGGACGAGCCGUCCUUUAGGAGGCCUGAGCAGAUGAAAAGAAUCCCCGACUCUAAAGCCGCCAUGUCUGACCCUGAGGCCAUAUGUUUCUUUUUAUUUUUUUUUUACAAAAUUAAAAGAAAUCAAAUAGUGUUUACAGCUCUUUUAAUUUGUUUUCUUUAUGAGGCCUUUUAGUGUUGUGAUUUAGUUUUAAAGUAGAGUCACCAGAGUCGAUAUGUAGACAUACAUCUGUUGCUCUAGUUGACAAAUGAAGGUACAACCCUACAAACAGAUGAAACAAGCUUUCCUCUCUCAGGAUUUCCCUACUGUGAUAUGAAUCCCAUCUUAACUCAAAGAUAUAAGCAAGUGACGCUCAACAAUGACCGAUUAUUGGGGGUGACUGAUGUCUGUCCAUCCAUUAUGAACUCACUUAUCCUGUUCAGAGCUGCAGGUAGGUUUGAGCUUAAACCCAGCUCAUCACAGGGCUAGGUAACUAGAAACACUCACACUGCUUUUGAGCAACUAAGGUCGUGUUCACACCAGCCUUGUUUAGUCCAGUUGAACUGAACCCUGGAGUGUUUACCUCCUUGGUGCGGUUCGUUCUGGUCGGUGUGAACGCCGGCCUCGAACUCUGGUGCGGACCAGUCAACCACUCUCGGGUCUGCCUGGUAGGAGUGUUCUUGGACUGCUAUCAAGUGAACUCUCAAGCGGUUUACUUCUGGUGUGAACCCCAUUUUACAUGUCAUGUUUUGGUCAGAGGCAACGUUAUCAAAGUGUGGCUAAUGUCUGGUAGGGAACAAACGUGAAGCCACUAAUUACUGCCUGUCGUCCUCUGUGAUAUGACCGAUUGCACAGCAUCUCCUGGGACGUGCGUGUACUAAUACAUUCUUUAAUUGCCGCAGUCUUCCCAGCCUUUCAUAUGCACGGUUUGUUAAAGUCUGCUGAUGCGCAAUCCAGAUCAGCACCAACAUAAAAACAAGCAGACGAUGCUCCAUGAUGUACAGCAAAAAUUGCGAGGGAUUUUUCGUCUACCUGUCUAAAUUGUAUAAGUAAUCACCGAAUGGCUUUUGCUGCCACGUGACAAUUUUUAGACUGUCUUAGUUUGGCUUUUAUGAACGCAAACCAGACAAGUUGAGAAAUUGCAAUAAUGUAUCAUCGAUGUAAAAUUAGAAAAUAGAUGAUAAAUAAAUUCUAAAAAAAAGGCAAUAAUUAAAAUAAAAUCAAACUGUUGUACAUGCUUGGAAAUAAACUACGUCGUGAUUUAUUUUUUUGAGUGUAUACUGUAUGCACUAGCAGGGUUAGCUUUUUCAGAAAUCUUCAUUGUCAUUCACAACCUUGAGGUACUUUUUAAAAUUCCCCUGAGAGCACUUUGUGACUUUUGCAGCUGACGUGAUGUUCUUGAACGAUAUUAAACUGAAACAGGAGUCUCGACAAAACAUUACAUUUCAGUCUCAUGAACAUGUACACCUGUGCUGGCAGCUCUGUAUGACAUAAAUAAAGAGCACAGACCUGCUGGCAAAACAUUUUUAGCAUUUUUGGACCACAACACAUGUCUCCUUAAAACAUUGCUGGUGUUAAAUCCUUCUUUCAAGUCUCUUAAUGAUGUAACUACUAACUAUAUAUCACACAGUUGAUAACUGUAUAGGUAGGGACAUACUUUCAAUAAUACAAAUAAUAUCUAUACCUGAAGCAUCAACAUCUCAUCCUUGCAUUUGUGUUGUAUUUAAGGUGGUUGUUAUUUUUAUUUCCAUGCUCACUUCCACUAAAAUAUUUGCUCUCCUCACUAAUCAGUCGGAUCUGGAUCUAGUCUAAAAUGUACUAGGUUGUUCUUUGGCUUCUGUCACACGUUUCCACCAAGUUUUAUGAAAAUCAGGCCAGCAGUUUUUUCCAUAACCCUCCUGCCGUACAGUGAAGUGGCACAAAAACACCUCCUCCUCCUCCUCAGCGGAGCUAGAAAUUCAAGGGAAAAGGAAGGGAGGCCAGUUUUAAGAGUCACUGUCUGUUCUGUGUGUAUAAUGUGCAUAAACAUUGAGGCUCUGCAGCUCCAAACACUGUUAGAAAGCACUUGUGCUGGUUGUGUGUUUAUUGUAAAGAGCUUGUGAGUUCAGAGGUUUGGCUCAUCAUACGGGAUUUUAGAGGAGAAAAUGGAAACAAUUCAUUUUUACUUUAUUUCAGUGAAUGGUCCGGUUCCUGGCUUUUCAGUCUAUUUUUCAUAAUGAACCUAUUUUAAGAAUGAAUCCAGAGAAUAUUUGGAGUGUUGUACUGUAGUGGUGUAUGUCCACUCAUCUCCCCUCUCUGCUUACUUUGCCUCUCUCACAAACACAAACAAAAGCACACAUAGGAAAUGGAUUAGUCUAAAAAAAGAAAGCUUUUUUGAGACUUGGCUGCAUGUUUGGCUCAGAGAGAGUGCUUGCAUCAGAUGUGAUCGAUGGACUGACAGAAGAUUGAAGCUGUCUCCAGGCCUGACUUUGUUUGACUGAUACUGCAGUCAGUUAUUACAAAAUUGAACACAAUGAAUCACAAUUAUAUGAAAAAUUGAGCAUGUUUCAGGGCUUCAUUCAUACACCAUUCAAUCCAUCCACUUGAUGACAUGGACACAUACUGUCACUGUAGAAAUAGGCAUGAGCUGAUCUUGAAGAAAUGCACUUUUACCUAAGUUGGCAAGUCUGCAAUGCGCUUGGAGAAUCUCUUCAGCUUUUUUUUUUUUUGUUUUGUCAAAUACUUUAUGAUUGAAUGCAGCCAGAAGUGUCUCUACCUGGGUACAAAUAUCAGUAAGUGAUGUUUAGUGUCGAUGGGUAUGCCUCUAACAUCUGACCAGUGCAGAUGAAUUUAAUAACUUGCUGAUUUGAGACACAUUAGCAAUCAUUCAGGAAAGACUUCACACAGAGUUUGGUGCAAGCUGCGUUAAAUGGGCACAAAUAAUCGGAAUAGAUGCCCGAUCGGAUGCGUCAUGUAAACAUGUCGAUCGGAAGAUUCUGAUCCAAUUCAGCUCAAUCAGAAAGAAAUUGUAUUCCGAUCAAGAGGUUUGGUUUAUGCUGAUCGUUAUCGUUAAAUGCGUCCAUGUAAACACUUAUUCUUAUUGUGACUCUCUUACCUGAUUCAAUCUUCACUCUUUAGCCUUUAGCUUUUUUAUUGAUCCCAGUACAGGAGGUUCAAUUAUUGACACACUCUGGCAUAAAACACAACCGCAGGUGCCGUGUUUGCUCUUCCGGUAACAUAACGAGACGUACAUACAGCGUAAUGAUGUCACAUCUGCACGCACAGUGCAACCUUUGACAGAACAGUAAAAUAAACACGCAAGGGCGCCAUCUAGUGACAACAUUUAACAGGGAAAAAACCUCCUAAACUGGAUGGAGUGAGCCGCUACCGCGUUUGUUGGUUUGUUGACAGCACAGGCGUAAGUACAACUCUUCUUCUGCGGUUGUUUUAGCGAAAUCAGACAACUGCGCAUGUCCAAAUGCUUCUAAUGUGAAUAACACUUAGCGCAUAACGCACAUCAUGAUCGGAUUAUUUGAUUUUGCACCCAUAUAAACAGUGGAUUCAGAUUGCUAGUAGCUAGUAAUAGCUAGCUACAGUCCCAAUAUACUGGUAUGGUCAGCAACUGCCUUUUUGAUAAAACAAAAAAUGAUAGUGGCAAUGUGCUAAAAGUAAGAAUAACAGAACUGAGAGUACUUAAAGUUUUCCUAUGGACUGGUUGCCACAUGACAUAAACCAAGGGGAAAGAAGUAGCAGCAGCUCCUGACUUGGACACUUUUAAAAAUCUGAUGUGUAAACUGCUACUCAGGAAUUCUGAAGAAGCAAACAUAGUUUAUCUACAAUACUGUAGGUCUAGCUGGUCAAUACGGAGCCUUGGAGUGUGUUGUCAGUCCAUUUUACAGCUCUUUUUCCCCAGGAAGCCCUUUUGACUAACAUCCCAUCAUGUUAAAAUUCAUAACAAAAUAACACGAAGUGAUGCCUCUAAGACAUGGUAGAUGAAAAUAAGUGCAUGCUUAUCAAAGUGAAAGCGCAGAGAGACUCUGACAACGAUAUGAGAACGUGUGAAUCAAUAUUUUCCCAUAAGGACAGCUGGGAUUUCACUGUCUCCAACAACUUGUGUGUGUUUGUGUGUGUGUGUUAUGUGUGCAGAGAACCAUGCUGUUGUGUCCAUGUUGUGCUGAUGGCUUUGGGGCAGACACCAUCACACUGUUACAGAUGCAUCAUAAACAGACACAGGCUGUUAUGUAAUGCAUCAUCUUUCUGCCUGUCUGUCUACGUGUUUGUUUGUCUGUCUGCUUGUCAGCCUGUCUGUCUUUCUGAAACGUCUAAAAAUAUUCAGUGUAGCUCAUGCAUAUAACAACAAACUGAGCGUCAGCGAUGAGUCUUGAGACUUGUGACUCAUGUAAAUCUAUUUCAAUUUGUUAGCGGCGAUUUAAUGUGCAUGCCAGGGUUAUUAACUGGUGUUUGGUGAGGGAAAAGGAACAGUUAGCUGGUGUUAAGUCUCGACAGAGGGAGAUAAGACCUCGAUAGAUACUUUAUUGAUCCCCAACUGGGAAAUUAAAACGACUGCGUUGGCCGGGAAUCGAACCCGGGUCAACUGCUUGGAAGGCAGCUAUGCUAACCACUAUACCACCAACGCCUGAUGAAACCGGUGACGUGUGAGAUCGUUUUGUCCGUAAUAUUGCCUUUACUUUUUAAGAAUUAAUAAGGUUUCAAUUGAUCAGAACGAAGUGUGACAGCAGAGUUAUACAAUUAGAUGAACUAAUUAACUAAAUUCCAGCUGUAAGAGAAGUAAAAUAAUUUAAGUCUAUAUGUGUCUGAAGUCUAUAGAAUAUCAUAAAUCUUGCUACGGCUUUGUAUUCCCAUAUAAGACUUACACGUUUACAGGGCUCUCAAGUUUUGAACUAAGCUUAGAGUGAGAUUUCCUUGGGGGGGGGGGGGGGGUAGUAUAAUAAUCUAAUAAAUACAAUGGAGUAUGAGGGCCACAUUAAGAAAGAAAAAAACAUUUUUAAAUCUUUGAGAUUAAAGUUAUUAUUUAGGAGAGUUGUUAAAAUCAGCACUGAGGAGCAUUUAGAUGAAUUGUACUUUAGUAUAGGUUUCACAGACAUGGAGAUACUUAAUCCUUUGGUAUAUCAGCAUUACACUGUCACGAGUAUCGGAACUUUAAAAAGAAUAUAUGAGAAAUGCUGCUUUUGUGGAGGGGAAAUGGCUGUACAGAGGCUAAAUUCAUCAAUGCAGCUGUUAACAGCAAUAGCAUAGGGCUUUAGUUUAUCAUAUGAGUUUAUCUGCCAUGAGGUGUUGAGGUCUCUGCAUGUGUCGGUUACUGACUUACUGUAAUCAUCGGGUCUUUCUCGUCCUUAUAAAAACCUGCUCUAUUUCAGCAAGUGUCUGUCUUCUUCUGUAGUCAAACCGCAAGAUAUCAAAAUCUAUCCGGAUACAGCAAUGCUGCUUUUUGAUUGGCUGUUCAGUAGAUAUACUUUAUUUGAUUGGCUUGCGCGUGGCACGCAGCUUCUGAACUCUCGGAGAAACUCCGUUGAUUUCCCCCUGUUCCAUAGUUAAAGAGGUGCAACUUGGUGGACAUCACCAUGUUCAUUUAAAUGCGUGAGAAAUACAAUGUGUGGCGUGUGAGCGUGUGAACAGGUGGGAAUGCGUGUGUCUCACGCUGAAUGCGUGAGACUUGAGAGCCCUGCGUUUAUAUCAUCACUUCAGCACAGCCACAGCAGCUUCCUCUCCUCUUUUGUCGACUGUGUCUUUCAUGAAACCCCCCGAGAGUAAACCCCCCACUGUGUCUGGUAGAAAUUAGCAACUGGAUGGCUAAUUACAAUGUGUCUCACAGCAACAGCAGCAAACCUUGUAUGCAAGCAUUUUUUAACUUUAUUUGGGAGAAUAAUUAAAGUGUGGAUGCGAUCACGGCAGGGGUAAACUUGGGUCAAAUUUUGUAACUAGUAAUCAAGUUUUUGUCCUGACUUUCCCACUCUUGGUUCUGAAUUUGAACCUGGAAAUAGCAAUAUUUGCAGAAACUGUGUGGGUGAAGACCUGUUACGUCUUGGACACAAAAAUACAAGCUUUGCUUGGCUUGAUCUUCAUGAUAACUCUGCUUCUAUUUACAAAACUGCAUUUUUUUGGUUACAGAUCCGAUCAUUGCUCAACCAGCUGAACCUUAGGAGGUUAACCUACCCAGCAAAAAGUGGUUGAAAAGACGUUGAAAAGACGUCUUCACCAUACAUCUAAACAACGUCUAGAUUCGGUCCGUCUAAAUGAAGCCCAAUUUUCAAUUUUUUUAAAAGCUAAAUUACAGCCAUGAUGGGCCAACGUGAUCUAGCCUGUAAAAAGUCGUCUAAAUGACGUCGGGUGUUUGGUGGGAAGCUUAAAAUAAAUCAUUUUUUUAAAGAAUUUGAAAAGGUUUCCUGAUACAAACUUCUAUAAAUUAGACCGGCUGAGAGUGUGUGGCAUCGUUUAUGCUAGACGUAAGUCUUCUCUCAGACUGCAUUUUCUUACAUUGCUGUGUUUCGGACAUAACAACCUUUGCUAAUGGCUAAAUGGAUAGCUAAUUUAGGGUGACCAUAUGUCCCUGUCUACCCGGACAUGUUCUCCUUUUUGUCCGGGAGAGUUUAUAAAAUCCUUAAAAUGUCUGGGGUUUCGUAUGGAAGUUUUGAGUUUGUGUCCUGUGGACUUCCUGAGUUAGAAGUACAUAAAAACACUCAACCCGAGAAAUUCUUGAAAUUUACUACGCGUGACUUUGUGACCCCGCCCCCUUGUAGUCGUGUCCUCUUUUUGGGGAUUCGGAAUAUGGUCACCCUAGCUAAUUAGACAAUAAAAUGGCAGCAAUUCAAUACAUUUGGUCGUAUAUUAGUGGUCCGGCCAACUUGCUUAAGUUCAAACAGAGCAGCAGAAUGUGGAAGAAAGGGGAUUGAAGUGACUUUGAACGUCGCAUCGUUGUCUGUGACAGGCGGGCUGGUCUGAGUGUUUCAAAAACUGCUGAUCUACUGGGAUUUUCACUCACAACCAUCUCAAGAGUUUACAGAGAAUGGUCUGAAAAAAAAAAGAGAAAAUAUCCAGUGUGCAGCAAUUGUGUGGAGGAAAAUGCGUUAUCGAUGUUAGAGGUCGGAGGAGGAUGGGCAGACUGGUUUGAGGUGAAAGAAAGGCAACAGUGAGUAAAAUAACUGCUUGUUACAACCAAAGUUUGCAGAAUAUCAUCUCUGAACGCACAACAUGUCCAACUUUGAAGCAGAUGGGCUACAGCCUGUCUAUAUACCCAUCUCUACUUCCAGCAGGAUAAUGCACUGUCGCAUAAAGCUCAGACUAUCUCAAACUGGUGUCUUGAACAUGACAGUAAGUUCCCUGUACUUCAGUGGCCUCCCUCCACAGACAUCAGAUCUCAAGCCAACAAAACGUAGGUUUAUGACCUCUAUCCAUGAGGGAGGGGACCAUAGACUGGACAGUGUCUGCCUCUUCGCUGGAUGAAGCGAAUUCUGGAAAAAACCCAGAAUUACCAAGAGCUUUUUAGCUUCAAAUCCGUAUACUGGUGGAAGACAGAACCAAGCUGUCCAAAGUAUAUACAGUCCAUGGAGGGGACUAAAUUACUUGGCUUCACUUUUGGGGAACCAUCAUGUUACACAUGUUCUUUUCUGUGGUCUGUGGUAUUAAUUAAAGAGACUAAUAUUGUCAAUUAGUCCAGAGGGAGGAGCCACUUGUGACUGUUUUGUUUACAAACAACAACCAACAAUCAUUUCACCAUCGAGUGGUCCUGAGGUUUGACAAGAAGCAAAAAGCAAAGCCCUUCUCUGAUUCCUAAAUCCAGUAAGACUCUAUAGAUUUUUUCCCCCUCUGAUAAUGGAAGUUUGGUGCUUUGACCCUCUAAGGGAACGCUGUCCGUAAAUGCAGCAGAUUUAAACACAUUAAAAUGCUUUUAAGGGUCGAUGUGAGUCGGAGCUCUAUGCAAUUUGGCUUUUAGAUUAUUUUAAGAACUUUUUUUUUUACAGAAUGAAACCAGAGAGGUGAGUGGGAAUUGCCUCUCUCUGUGUGCAUGGGUUUCACUGUGUUUCUGCCGCGCUGGUUCGUUGAGCACAAAAUGGCCACGGUUCAAAGACAUAACGAGGAUUACCACGGAUCCACACUGAGCAUUUCCUAUGACAACAGCACUCUGCAUCCCCCUCUUUUUUUUAUUUCACAGCGCAGAUUUAACAUGUGACGCCCUCUCCCUCUCUUAAGACAGAACAAGGAGGAAACAUCUGACUGAACAUAAACAUUGACCCUCCGCUACACAUCGCAUGACAACGCUGUUUCGCUCGCAUGUAAAGGAGCCCUGCAGCUGCUAACAAUGUGCGUGUGUGCACAUGUGUUCAAGUGUGUCCAGGCCUCCUCCUGAGCUCCCUCCCACGCUCCUGUAGGGAGACUGUGUAAAUACACACUAUUCUCCCUUUCACCAUCACCGUAAUCCAUAAUGCAGUCUCGUCUCUCUCAGAAACUACAUUUACUGUAUCUAUUAUUCAGAAGUUUAAAAAUAGUUGAUUUUUUUUUCUAUAAAGCAACUGAUAUUACUAUAAAUGUCUGGAUGUGACUGUUGCUUCACCUUCUGAGCUUUUUCUCAAACCUCGAUGUAAUACCACCAUUUUGAAUUAUUUAUCCAAACACCACUCACACGCAAACUCACAUCAUGUGAUACAUACACAAACACACACAGACAGCUGAAAAGGGACUAUUUUGAGAUCUUUAUAAAAGCUUUGUUGUUGUGGGUAGCUGAGAGACGUAUUUUAGGAGGCUUGCAAAAAUGUCAUAAAAUUGACUUUUGAAAAGGCUAUCAAGGUGAAUUUUACCGUUUUAGUGGCUCCUUUCCUCUCUUUAAAAUUCAUCACGGCCUGCAGCCUUAGAAAAUAGAUCCUACUUUGUCCAUUUCACCUCACACUCCCACACAUCUUCUCUCUUGUCUCUAAUUUUUGUCUCUGUUUUAGGGGAGCUUUCUCUGAGGUGGUUCUAGCAGAGGAAAGGGGAACCCAGAGGCUGGUGGCCAUCAAGUGCAUCCCCAAGAAAGCGCUGGAAGGCAAAGAGAACAACAUUGAGAAUGAAAUCGCCGUACUACACAGGUGAGGUCGCCUGAGUUGCGUCACCACAUGUCCAGCAGGCGGAAUAAAGCUGCUCCAUGUGUGAACGGAUGCAGUAUAUAUAUAUGUAUAUGCAAGGGGGUCAAUUGAAUGAGUAGCUAAAUGCAUGGUGUCAGUAGAAACAGUUAGAUUGUGCACCGGAAAUGUCAGGAGUAAAAGAAGAUAGACCUAUUUUUAGUGUCCCUGUUGCCAGGGUAACAGCACACAGAGGCGGAGAUGGUGUUGGAGUUCCCCGCAGCAGUGUAUUGAAGAAAGAGAAAGAGACAUAGAGGGUGGAAAUGUGGAGGAGGAGGAGAAAGAGGAGGAGGAGGAGGAGAGGGGUACAAAAGAGGAGAAGGAUAUGGAAGAAGGAGAGGAGUGGAGUUUGGCAAAUUUUUUAAAGUCAAGGUAAAAAUAAGAACGAGUGAGAGAAAGUAAAACAGAUAACCCGAUAAACGGAUUCUCUGUUUCUACUAAAAGUUGCAUCAGCCUCUCCCAGCUGCUGAUGGUGUGUUCAAAAGCUCUCAGACUUGUGAACCAGGAGAGUUGCUCCACAGUCUGUCGGAUGAUUCAUAGCAAUAAACGAUCGGGCUCCUCUUCAAUGAGUGUGAGUCUGAUGUUUGUUACAUUCAUUCUGUAAGGCCCUAUGGCUCUAAUCUCCAAAGCUGCUCUUUGUGAAAGCUUCCAGCUGCUGCACACACCGGUCAUUGUCAACCCACACCAGGAGGUACUUACUGUACCUAAAUCUCCUCUGUGUUUGAUCUGAGAGGAGUUUUUUUAGCGAUCAGGGGGAACUCAUAUGUGUGAUCCACAUUUACUGUAGUGGGGCUUUCCUGGAGAAGAGAGAGAACCGAGCGCUCUGAACCUGAAUUAUGCAGCAAGAAUGCCAUCUGGUGUCCAACUGACAGUAAGCAUUAGAGGAAAGUGGCUCAAUUAAAAAUGCAACAUCUGUUAUCUAAUGUUUUUUUCUUCUUCCCGUUUUAUCUUACUCAGAAUCCAGCACCCCAAUAUUGUUUCACUGGAGGACAUCUUUGAAAGUACAUCCCAUCUAUAUCUCGUCAUGCAGCUGUAAGUGCACUCUCUCCUCAUGUUACACAAAGCGUUGUCGUAUGAGAGAAACCAGUAUUUUUAGCAAUCAGAAACAGCAAUGACAGCUAUUUAUCAGUCAAUAUGAUGAUUUAGAUCAAAUUCCUGAUAGUCACGAAGCAACAAUAGCAAGACAGUCUUUUGUUUUACUUCAGAAAUGUUACUGUUCACUGAAAUGAAAUCAUUUUAAACUUAAAGUGUUUGAUUUUAGGACUGUUUGUCAUACAAAACCAGAUAUUUGAAUUUCAAAUUGUGGCAUUUAAGACACUUAAUUAGGGUAGGGUUCCUGCACAGUUGGAAUUUCCAUACUUUUCCAUACCCUACUUUUUAGAAUUGUGGUAACACUUUACAAUAACCAUAAUUUAUAAAUGGCAAAUAGAUAGUUUAUUAAGACCUAGAAAUUUCCAUACUUGUGUAGGAACCCUGUUAGGAACUUGUGAUGGAUACACUUUAAAGAUCAUUGGGGAAUGGUUUGACAUGAAUGAAAUGGACUGAAAUUCAUUUUAAUGCCUUUUUAUGAUAAACAAAAGCAAACAAGACCAUCGGUGAUCAGUUGGGUGAUUUCUACACUGUAAAUUUUAAUGCAUGAAACCGCUGCAAGGGGGUAGGUAUGAGCCAAGCAGUCUGAGAAACCACCCUGUUUUCACAUUUCCCACAAUAAAUUAUUUAUCUGACUGUUAAAGCCAGCAGGAUGUGUUAUUUUUGUCAAAGAACAGGGCAAUAUGAGUAGAGCCAACUUUGUCCACAAGGGGCGCCAAAAUUGACACAAACCAAAAGUUUCUUACAAGAGCUUUAAUUUUUAAACAAUCUCAAAAUGCAAUUUUACUUUUCUAUUAUCCAUAGAGACAGUUUAAUGUUUAAGAGCAUUAUUUCACAUUUUAUUUUGAUCCAUGCAUUUGUCUCUUUUAGAAUAAACACGAGAUACUUGAGCUCAAAACCCUCGGCAAAAAAAAAAAAGAAAAGAAAAAAAUGAAACUAUUACAUCCUCAUCCUAAUAUUUACUCUCUAUUAUGAAGUAACACAAGCAAGCACCCCUAAAGUCCCCCAUCAUUCAACUAUAAAGAUAAAUGGGGAUGGAUGGGCAACAAGAGCCAAAGCACUUCAAGAGAGAUGUCUUUAGGGAGAUGUCAGAAAAAAGACAGAGCCAGGAUGAGAGGCCUGUUUGGACUAGAGCUCAACCCCCUGCCAGGUUAGUCUGGCAGGGAUCUAUUCCUAUCCCAACUUCCCUGUUAACAAGAGGGGAAAAGAGGGAGAAUAGAGAAAGUGUCUGAAAAUAGAUGUGAGAAAAAAGAUCACACUGAACCAGAGAAGAAGCCUGUUUGGGUUCAAAUGUUAGGAUCUAAAACUCAAAACGGCCUUUUUAUAUCACAGAACCUUGUAUUCAUGACUUGUAAAGAGCGUUAUAAACACCUAAAUUAGCCUUUAAUUCAAUAACUCAAACUAAAAACUCCAACCCACUGGUAAGAAAUUGAUUAAUUUAUGUAUUGAAACAAGAUUUUCCCCCUGAUUUUUGCCUGGCAGGGUAUCUGGAGGUGAGUUGUUCGACAGGAUUGUAGAGAAAGGUUUCUACACUGAGAGAGAUGCCAGUCAGCUGAUUCACCAGAUUUUAGAUGCUGUCAAAUACCUCCAUGACAUGGGGAUCGUCCACAGAGACUUAAAGGUAAAGGACUCCAAAAGCUGCUCGUUGUUAACCGUUGUCUUCCACUUUUAAACCCUCCUCUACAAUCAUGUGUCUUCUCUUUGCAGCCAGAGAAUCUGCUGUACUACAGUAUGGAUGAGGACUCCAAAAUCAUGAUCAGUGACUUUGGACUGUCAAAGAUCGAGGGAGCGGGCAGUGUCAUGUCCACAGCCUGUGGUACUCCAGGAUACGUUGGUGAGUCAGACUCACUUCAGCGUCCCCUCUCCCUCUGCUCCUCUCUUUCAUGUAAGCUCAGCACUUCUGUUUGAGCUGAUACCCCCUCUUUAUUCACGGCGCUAUGAGAGGCUCUUUCAUCCACUACUCAGACAAUUGUAAGUCUUUCAGAAGAGCUCUUUACCUGUUUAACGUGGCCUGACAGAUCACAUGGUAUGACUGGAAGGUUAAGAUUACUUGAAUGCACCCUCACUGCUGCUCUGUGUUGUAUUUCCAGCUCAUUCUGUCAAUGACUGCUGUGUGUUUGUGUGUCUCACAGCUCCAGAGGUGCUCGCUCAGAAGCCGUAUAGCAAAGCAGUCGACUGCUGGUCCAUAGGAGUUAUUUCUUAUAUUCUGUAAGUUGGUGCUUUCUACCGAUCUGCAUUUUUUUUCCAUUUGCACUGUUUACUAUGCCUUCAUAACGCUGCACUACCGCCUUAUGGUCAUGUUUAUAGACUGUUUUUAUUCAUUCUUUAUCCCCCUGAGAUUAAUAAAGUAUCUAUCUAUCUAUCUAUCUAUCUUCUUUAGGUUAUGUGGAUAUCCUCCAUUUUAUGAUGAAAAUGAUGCCAAGUUAUUCGAGCAGAUUCUGAAAGCAGAGUAUGAAUUUGACUCUCCGUACUGGGAUGAUAUUUCAGAUUCAGGUACAAACGAUAACAGAAAGUAUAAAUAUGAGUGAAAACAGAGUUUACUGGAAUGACAACAGCUCAAUAUCUGUCUGCAGCCAAAGACUUCAUCUGUCAUCUGAUGGAGAAGGAGCCUAUGAAGAGGUACACGUGUGAGCAGGCCCUGCAGCAUCCAUGGUAAGAGAGUCCAAGUACAAAUGAGGAAUAAGUACAAAAACUGGCACGUUUUAAUUUGAACAGCCAAAUGUAACACUAGCUGCGUUUACAUGGGCACAAAUAAUCGGAAUAAACGCCCGAUCGGAAUAAAAAUGUGUCAUGUAAACAUGUCGAUCGGAAGAUUCUGAUCCAAUUCAGCUCAAUGGAAAAGAAAUUGUAUUCCGAUCAAGAGGGGUGGUUUAUACCAAUCGUUAUUUUGAAACUCUUUAGCCAUUGGUUUAUUUACUGAGGCCAGUCCAUUAUUAACGCUCUGGCAUAAAACACAACCGCAGGUCAUGUCGUGUCUGCUCCUCCGGUAACAUAACAUGGCGUACAUACAGCGUAAUGAUGUCAUAUCUGCACAUACAGUGCAUACUUUGACAGAACAGUAAAACAAGUACGCAAGGGCGCCAUCUAGUGACAACAUUUAACAGGGGAAAACCUCUGAACUGGAUAAAGUGAGACACUACCGCGUUUGUUCGUUUGUUUGUUUGUUGACAGCUCAGGCGUAAAUACAACUCUUCUUCUGCAGUUGUUUUAGCGAAAUCAGACAACUCUGCGCAUGUUCAAACGCUUCUAAUCUGAAUAAAGCUUGGUGCAUGGAUACGCACGUCAUGAUCGGAUUAUUUGAUUUUGCAUCCAUAUAAACAGUGGAUUCAGAUUAUCCGAUCCCUCAAAUUUUUAAUCAGAUCAAGGAAUUUUGCACAUGUAAACGUGGGUAUUAUAACUGACUCACAGCGCACUCCAGGAUAUUCAGUUUCCUUUCUCUGCGGGUGCAUCAGCUGCAUGUAAACUGUCUUCAUUCUUGUUGACUUUGCAGGAUCUGUGGAGACACGGCUCUGGACAAGAAUAUCCAUGAAUCUGUCAGCGCUCAGAUCAAGAAGAACUUCGCUAAAAGUAAAUGGAAGGUCAGUGAAAGAAGAAGAAACCUGCUGAUAGAGCAGUCUGAAGAUUGGCAGGCGUUACUGCACUCUCGUAUGCUGGUGCUGUUUUUCCCCCCUUGCUAGUUGUCAGACAUGAAAGGUCUCUUGCUUUCUCACCCCUCCUCUCCUUCCCCCUCUCUCUCUCGCUUCUCUUUCUGUCAUCAUCUCUCCGUGCAGCAAGCAUUUAAUGCCACAGCGGUGGUGCGCCACAUGCGGAGGUUGCAGCUUGGCACGAGUCUCGAGGGGCCCAGCCAGAUCACUCCCACCAGCCCCUGCCAUGGACUUCUGCUCCCAGAGGAAGAGGAGGAGGAGGAGGACGAUGAGCUGGGGAACGGGGAGGAAGAGAGCUGUAAGUCCACGGUUUACUUGAAAGCAUAAUGCCUCACAAUAUGUGGUUACAAGGCAGGAUAACUAUGACUGUUGAAGGGAUUAGCCAUGUUUAAUAGAAUAAACUUCCUCUAACUUGACCUGUUGUUUGUUUUACUCUCUUUCUCAGUGUCCCACUAUGAAGACGGUCGCCGUGGGAGCACCGAGGGUAGCGCAGAUCGGGACAGCCUGAGAAGCUGCACCUACUGCUGCAGGCCGGCCAGUCGCGUCUGAGCACAACCUCCUGUCGUCAUGGUGACAUUGUAUCCCUGGAGAGCCCAGAGCCUGCCCCGCCCAGUCUGGCCAGGAAUGCAGAGUAGUUAUCUGGCAGGGUCCACAGCAAGCAGGUCACUGUCACAGUGUGGAGAAACAUGCCACCAGUUUUUGUCUUUAAAAAAAACAAAAAAAAAAACACACAUCAACACAUCUCGGCGCAAGACUCAUGAGUCAGAUUCCAACUUUGCUGCAGAACAGAAUGCAUGGCAGAUUAUAAAAAGAGGGUCUGAAACAAAACCCCCGAGUCACUCCACAUCAGAGCACUGUAUAAAAAGACAGUCCAGUGACAGCUCCCGAAAAGUGAAGCCAAAAUAUUUAGAGCUCCCCCUUGUGGCUAGCUGCAGUGUAGGCCAUAAACCUGCCUUCACUGUGUGAACAGAUCCACCAACCCUCUGAGCAUGCCUUGGUUUUCACAGUCAGUGCCAAUACAGGAUGUUAGCUCACAACCACGUUUUAUUUUGGCUUCACUUUGUAGCAGGCAGGGUGCAAAUGACGAGGGGUGGAUCCAGAUGUGUUUGACUGGGGUGGCCAAAUCAGGCAUUAGGGAAGGUUUAUAUUUGUUUCCACAAGUGACCAAAAUUUAUCACUUCCAUCCUCUCCCAUUAUAUCAGCUUUCAUUACAAAUAUUUACAUACCAUACAGAUGUCAAUGUUCAAUUGUACACCUUGAAAAUGUACACAAGUGGCAGCACAUAAUUCCUUUAGGACUCAAAAUGAAGAUACUUUUUGAAGAACUUCCUAAGAUAAUGCCCACCACUGACACACCAAAAGCUGCUUGCAUUCUUACUGUCUCCACACACCAAGCAUAAAAUCAUUCACGCGAAUGAAUUACAUGUUAAGUCAAUGCAAAGACACGAUUAGACACUCCUACGACUCUUGCACAAAUCUCAACUCGAGCAGAUAUUUGCGUCGCGAUAGCUACUCAGCACGAAGGUUGCCAGGUGACGUAUGAAAACGGACGGUUGUUCACUGUUAUCUAAAAUGGAGGACAAACUGAUCGUGUUAUUAUACGAUACCUUUUCUUUCAAUUACCGAAACCGGAAUGAAAAGGCGCUCGCCUGGAGGCAAGUGAGUGAGGAGGUCAGAUUACCUGGUAAAUUGUAAAAAAAAACCUUUGUCUAUCACUUGAUCCUGUCUGUUGAGUUGGCAGGGAUUAUCGUUGAAAUUACCGCUGACACGCAAAUGAAGCAGGUAAAUACUAUUCAUUCGCGCGUCUAGAUUCACGCGAAUUAAGCGAGUAGAUGUUUUUACUCGCGCUUGGUGUGAGCACCCCAUAAGAAUAGUAGAAUUAGCUAUCAAGUCUUGAAAUGGGGCCCAUGCCCCCCCCUGGCCACCCCCUCUGGAUCCACCCCUGCACAAUUCUACAGGUGGGUUUGGAAAUUUUCGUCAGAAAGCAUCAAGGCUGCAGAAUCUCAUUUGUAGACUAGACGAUGACCUUUCGGCAGUCUUCUCCUUUAUUUUCUUUCUCACAUAAUCUGUCACAUCUACCUCUAACUGCAACUUUUGACGGUCCACACCCUCUACAUUGAUGGCAGCUUCUUGCCAGACAGGGCACAAAGAGGGAAACAGUGCUGAAAGCUACUCCUGCAUGUCUUAAUAUCCAUCAGUGCGGCUCAGUCCAGCCACUGAUGAAGUAGCUGCUAAGUUGAGUUCAUCGUGAGGCACGUGUUUAAAGGCAGCGCCACCUGCCUGUUUGUCCCGCUCAGUCACUCUGUCUGUUUCCUUACAUUUAGGUGGAAAUUUUCAUAUUUUUCAGCUGCAGUUUUGUUUUAUUUGUUUACAUUCAAAGUUUAAGACUGUAAGUGGCAAAGCAAGCACUUUUGAUAGUCCAAAGUGACUUGCUUGUAAUUGUCCUAAAGGAAUACAUGGAAGUUACAACGGUCUUGUUGAAGCUGAUGUAUUCCGCUGGAACAAUUUCACGAUAAUUUGAACAUCAUUGUCAUGGAAACGAAGGACCCAGAUUUAAAAAUAAAGGAAUCCCCACCUCUGCUGUUUCGUGUUAGCAUUUACAUCUUUAUUUUAAGGCCUAUUUUGUAAAAAAGGAUGGUGGUUCUGGAGGGGUUUGGACUCUAUAUUCUGGCUCAGACUGGGUUUGUGAAGGGUGGUUCUGACCUGAAGUGUCUGCAUGCUUUUUCUUUUUUGUUUUGUUUUCUUUUUGGGGAGGGGGGGCGGGCAUCAAAUUGUAUGAAUAUAAAGAGGAGACUUUUAUUUUUUAAGUUUUAUGGCUGUUCUGUUAUCAGAGGCUCAAACUGAGAUCCCCGCAUCAGCCUGUGAAAUCACAGGAACGUGACCGCGAAGAUGGAGGUGCAAUUAUGCAGAGAGAGAGAAAAAAAACAAAAAACAACAUAUCCAUAUCAUGGUUAUUCCUGCUGCUCUGUCCCUGACAAAUGUCUGAGUCCUGCAUGCUUUCAGUCUCUGGAUCAUACAGGGAUCUCAGUUCGGGCGCUCCGCCUGCUCUGUGCUGUGCACCUCUAGUGGAAGAAGUUUUGGUCUACUGUUUGCAUGACCUGGUUAAAUAUGUUUACAUGAAUGAUGAUCAAUUAGUAUAAACACAUGAUUAUUAUUACUCUGUUGUAUCAAGAAAAAAAAAAAGUUGUAAUACUGUAAUUUUGAGCUAUAUAAUGUGAAGUGAGUAACACCAGAAGUAAUGUUGUUGACAAAGUACAACACAGCACAGUGGACUUAUCAUUUGCAUCGACUCAGAUGCUCAAGUCUCUGCCUGAGAGACUUUUCUCCUCUGACUUUGAAACCCUGAUAUUUUUCCAGUCUGUUUUCUUGCUGUUGCUUGCUUGAACUUUAUUUGUUUCUUUCUUUUUUUUCACUGUUUGUUACCUUGGCACAAGCAGAAAAAAAAAUACACAUAUCCUAAAAGGUGCCAGCCACAGUAUGAAGCAUAAAAAUGGUGCUGGAAACAUUACCUGUCAGCCAUGGGAGUAGCCUUCAGUGUGGAUUUGUCCUCUUUGGGAGUAGAUGAACUAAAGCCAUAAAGAGAAGUGGGGGGUGUUCAACUCAGAUGUGUUGUAAUCUCAUGAAUUUACGACUCAGAUGAAGGAUGGCGAUGUUUCAGCAACAUAUUUAUCGUAGACGAGAUAAAGAGGCACAAUUCUCCCUGCAACAACUCGCUGAAAACCUAAAUCACAGCAUUGUUAAUUUCAGGUAUGUUAUGACGUUAAACCAUAUCAUCUGUUAGCUGUAGAGAAGGCAAACCAGCUCAUCGAAACGCUGUUGCCCAUUUAAAAACACUUCUCCCGAUCUGCCACUGAUAUUUGCGGGUUCAUAGUAAAGGAAAGAAACCACUCUGGAUUUACAUGUCGGUAAUUGUGGAAAAUAUGCAAACUGUGUGUGAAGGGCUUCAUGUUACCUGUAAGAUAGCCAAUGAUGAUGACUUUGUUAUGAAAAUGGCUAUUAUUCGUUUGGUACUUACGCUGAACUGGGAUCUGUUUCCACUUAGCUGUGUUUGUUUUACUUUUUAAAAGCUCGUUCUACCCAUCAAAACACAUCCAAUGCAUAAAAGAAAACACAUGUAUAUUAUAUAUAUAAAUAUAAGUAUAUAUUGUAUAUCCUUUUUUGUAAAAGCUGUUGUGAGCUACAAAAGUAUGGAUGCAAUGCAUCAUGGGUUAUUGAACAAGACGUAAGAAAAUACAAUGAUUUGUACCCACAGAGAUAAGACUGCAGGAAAUGAAAUAAAACUUCCUUGUCUAUGCA
Messenger RNA from Xyrichtys novacula (pearly razorfish), 24235 nucleotides. Lineage: Eukaryota; Metazoa; Chordata; Actinopteri; Labriformes; Labridae. The record is from the annotation of a GenBank genome assembly.